AUGUCGCAGCUACUUCUUCAGCUCCCGUUUGAGCUGCAGCAGGCUGUUCUGGAGUACGUGGGCUCAAAGGCCCUGAUACAGCUGCUUGACCACCCGGUAUUACACGAUCCCGCAUUCCAGGCGCUCAGAAAGGGGAUCGUGCUGAUUCCCCAGGAGAUCAAGCGAUCCGACAUGUGCAAAGUGGACAUGUCGGUUUUGAGCGGGUCUUUGGACUAUGCGCGGUUAAAACGGUACAUCAAGGCAAACAAAGUGAGUCUGUUUUAUGUGGAAAUAUACUGGAAGCUGGACUUGUCAAAAAUCGAGUUCGUUUUGGAAAAUACUGCAGGAAUCAAAAUCGGGUGCUCGUAUCUCGAGGAGCUGUAUGUUUUCCGCAACGGCAAAUAUUUGGACAAGGUGCGGUCGCUGAAGGGUCUCAUAUUGUGUUUUGGGCUGUCGAAACUCAAUACAAGCAAAGACGUUCUGACGCGACUAACGCAUCUAUCAGAAAUCGAUAUCUGCACGAGCUCCACAAUGUACCAUUCCAGAGAAUAUGAGAGAAUCCUGGAGAACAUCAUUCGCAUCAACCCAAACAUCGAAACUGUCAAGUUGCGCAUCGACACGCUAAUUUCCACGCCACUGCCGGCGUACCUGCAAACGGUCAGCAAAAUGAAAAUUAAAAAGCACAUCAGCAUAAAUAUGAAGGAUCGGUCACUGCUAGGAGCACCAAAUGGGCGCUCGGGCCGGACGAUAUUCAACAGCAUUUUUUCGGCCAUCAAAACAAUCGGUCUUGAUAGCAUAUACGAGCUGGACCUGUCGCUGAAAGAAGAGCUCGACGCUUCGCAUCCAGACCUGUCCUGGCUAAAUAAAAUGCACAGCCUGAAAAGUUUGUCGAUCAAGGUGGUGGGAGAUAAAGCGCAGAGCUGCAACUAUGUGAUAGGGCUGGAGAGCAAAUAUUUGACGUCGCUCGCAAUCAGCGGGAUGCUGCUCACGCAGAGCGGCAUAGGGUUCUGCAAGCUGGAAAACCUGAAAGUUCUAACAUUUUCCAAUUGCACGUUUUCCACUGCAGCCUCAGAUCUUCUCAACACGGGCUUACCUAAACAUCUGGAGAAUUUGUGCCUAACCAACUGCAAGUUGGACUGGCACAAGGUGACGUUUCCCAAACAGCUUGGCAGAAUCUGCAUACUAAACUCCAAGCUGAUCGAGUUCUCGACGGAUAUUCGCUCUCGGUUCAACAUAGUGCCAUUGCUUUCGGAAUUUAUCAAAAUCUACCAUCUGGACCGGCAGUGGGCGGGACGAGCAUAG
Messenger RNA from Ogataea parapolymorpha DL-1, 1281 nucleotides. RefSeq lists its product as uncharacterized. Lineage: Eukaryota; Fungi; Ascomycota; Pichiomycetes; Pichiales; Pichiaceae. The record is from RefSeq and is a predicted model, not a curated record. The transcript has a single exon. Bases 1 to 1281 code for a protein of 426 amino acids.